AUGCUUGGGUUCACGGGAUCAUGUCUAUCCAAGGAGUUUUUCGACUUAGCAAAAUCGAUCGGGGAGGCCCGUUCGAAGCAGGAGGAAGACAGAAUCAUAUGCAAUGAAAUCGUUUUGCUGAAGUCAAGGUUUGCCGAUCCGAGUGCGUCAGUAAAACAGAUAAAGGAAUACCUGAUAAGGGCGAUUUACAUCGAAAUGCUAGGGCAUGACGCGUCCUUCGCAUAUAUCCAUGCAGUUAAGUUGGCACACGAGAAAAACAUUUUGUGCAAGAGGACUGGUUACUUGUCGUGUAAUUUGUUCCUAAAUAAAGAUCAUGAAUUAAUGCUACUGCUAAUUAACACAAUACAGAAGGAUUUAAAAAGCGACAACCAUUUGGAAAUAUGGGCAGCGCUAAAUUGUGUGUGUAAAUUAUUAAACAGCGAAAUGAUUCCGGCGAUAUUCCCAAUUAUAAAAAAUUUAUUAAAUCAUAAAAAUGAAUUGAUAAGAAAGAAAGUUUGUAUGUUAUUACAUAAAAUGUAUUUAAUUGAUCCAUCCUUGAUAAAAGAAAUUGAUCUCUUCUUGAAGAAGCUAUUGUGCGAUGUCGACCCUUCCGUCAUGGGUGCAUCAUUAAAUUUAAUUUUUUGUAUUGCCAAGAAUGAUAUUACUUAUUGUAUAAAGUUAGUACCAUACUUAGUUUCUAUUCUGAAGCAGAUAUGUGAAAAUAAGUUGCCCAAGGAUUAUGAUUACCAUAGGAUUCCGGCACCGUGGAUUCAAAUUAAAAUACUAGCCAUUUUUAGAAUUCUGGGAUACUCAAAUAAGAAAAUAUCAGAACAGAUGUAUGAAGUGCUACAGAAGACGAUGCAGAGAGCUGACUUUGGAAUAAAUGUCGGUUAUGCUAUUAUAUAUGAGUGUGUAAAAACGAUUGCUACUAUAUACCCAUCUCAUCAUUUGCUAGAAUUGGCAUCUCUGUCCAUAUCAAGAUUUAUUUCAUCAGAUAAUCAUAAUCUCAAAUACGUCGGUGUUACGGGACUAGCCCUGAUUGUGAAGAUUAACCCUAUGUAUGCAUCGAAGCACCAGCUAGCUGUGGUAGAUUGUUUGGAAGACAAAGACGAAACGUUAAAAAUGAAAACGUUAGAUUUAUUGUACCAAAUGACUAACCCACUAAAUGUUAAGGUCAUUGUGGAUAAACUUUUAUUUCACGUGGAGAAUUCGCUAGACAUUCAUUUUAAGCAUGACUUGGCAUGCAAAAUAAUUCAGUUAAUUGAAAGGUACACUCCAGACGACAUUUGGUUUUUAAAUACCAUCAACUCUUUGUUUCUAUCCGUGGGUGAAUUACUCGAUGAGAGUUAUUCCUACUCCCUUAUUAAGCUUUUGAAAGACAGCUCCAUGUGUUUGGAUUCGGAUUCCGGUGACGAUUUGGUUCGCAGCGAACUGAAUGAAGAGGUUAAUUGUGGGGAUGACAAUCUCGACAACAGUAAUGUACCUUAUGCAAAAGAAGGAGAGAGAGCAAAUACGACUUAUUUAAACAUUGCAGAGAUGGACAAUAAGGGAGAGAUCAUCAGUGAUCCCUCACCCCCCGAUGAGGAAGAAGGAGUUAGCAGCCAUCCAGGUGGUAAGCCCAUUUCUGGAAAUUAUGACUUAGGGGAAAAAGAUGUAAGUGUGGCACUUGAUGAUAGUGGGAAGGUACACGUGUGGGGGGAGAUAAGGAAGGAUGGAAAUAGUGGGGGAUAUGGAAGAGAUGAUAAUCAUACUGGUGAGAACCACAUUAGUGGAGAAUCCAAUCGAAAAAAGGAUCAAAACGAAUUGAAAGGAAAAAAGAAAAUAAAUGAUGAUGUGUACAAUUUGAGGAAGUAUGCUGUGAAUACUUAUAUAACCAUGCUGGAAAAUAACGAAAAUAUUCCCUUCAUUUUGAUGCAAAUUAUUUGCUGGGUAUUAGGAGAGUAUAGCUACCUGUGCGAUAUAGAAAAUUACACAACUGAAGACAUCAUUGAUUUGCUAUGUGAGUGUCUGGAGAAAACUUUUAACAACCCAGAUAGAGUAAAGUCCUGCAUAAUUACAGCCAUCUUUAAACUGUGUUGUUUCAACAAUGUAACAGACCAUGUGGUUGCGAAGAAGUUAAUUGAGAAAUACAAAAACAGCAAACUCACAGACAUGCAGCAGAGGUGUUAUGAAUAUAGCUCCAUUUUAAAUAACCCGACCUUAAUUAAAAAUGUAUUUUCAAUAUCGAGUAAACAGAAAAUGAUCAUGGAUGAAAAUCUGUCCUUCUUAAAUCCCUUCGUGGAUAAAUAUUUGGCAAGUGGAGGGAAGGCUUACAUAAAGAAGGAGUUAAGGGAAACGGAAACUAACUUCGAAUCAGCCAAGAACAGCAUUCCCGUGCUCAAUUUCACACCAUAUGAAUUACCGAUCAAUAACAGAAUACAUAUUGAUACCUUCCAUACGUCCAACAGCGGCUCCGCGUAUGAAAGGAAUUACAAGUAUGACUCGCCAGAGCACAUUUCGUUAGAGGAUAGAACCUCUAACACGAAAGAGAGGGAAAGAACAUUUAAGCUUAAUGUGGUGGGCCCCAAAAAAUGGACAAAGGAAGCGUGCAAAGUCGGAGGAAAGAAUAAUAAUGAGAGAAAUGCGCAGAAAAAUGCCCAGAAAAAUGGCAAGAAAAAGAAAAAGAAGAAGAAAAAAAAGGACAACCAAGCAACCUAUCAGUUGGAAGGUAGCCAUGAAAAUGCGAAUAGAAAUAAAAUGAGCAAAGAGGAGGGGCAAAAGGGGCUUCAUAAAUUUAGUAACAUGCAGGGAGAAAUUGAACCGGAAGAAGGUGAACAGAACAAUGAUGAACAGAAGAAUGAUGAACUUUUUUAUGAUAGCAAAUAUGGUGGACAGGGGAGAAAAGACGAUGAUGAUGAGGACGAUGAUGGGGAGGAUGACAACGACGAUGAAGAGGAAGACGAUGAUGAAGAUGAUGACGACGAUAGUGAUGAUGAUGAUGAUAAUGAUAAUGAUGAUGACGAUGGAACAGUGGAAAAUGAAGGAGGCAAUGACGAAGCAGCUAGUGACGGAAGAGAGGAUGAAAAAAGAAUGGAUGGCUUGGGAGACUACUACGAUCAGAAUUACGAAAGGUUUGACGAAAGGGAUAUACACAACUUAGGGGAUUACAAGAACGACCGUGAAAACAAUAACAAUAACAGCCCUUUUUACAAACAAGAAAGGGCCCACUCAAAUAACAAUGCAACUGUAACACAUAACGAGCUAACAGAGAAGGAAAAAAUGGCGGCUGCUCUUUUUAAUGGUCUAAUAUCAAACAAUUCUUCAGUUGACUAUUCAAGAAAUAAUUACUCUUCCAGUUUUUCAAGUAAAAAAAAUCACUCAUUAUUAUCCAAUAGGAAUUAUUUUUAUUCCAAGUCUCAUGAAAGCAGGACUGAUGAAAAGGGAAUACACUUUCUUGAGAGAAGAAAUUCAAGGAAAUUCCAAAGAGAAUCUGUUGAAUCGAGCAGUCAACAGAUGGAAAAGAAAAACUCUUCAUCGAAUCCUUUGGAAAACUGUUCAAACAAAUUGGAUGAAAUGAGAAAAUCCAAAUAUGCAUUUGAUAUGCUAGAUUUGAACGAACCUUCUGCUAAAAGGGACUUCAUGGAGGAGGAAGAAGAGGAAAAUAGGAGCUGUAAAGAGGAGGACAAAAAUCUGUGGAACAGCAUCAGCAGUCAAAAGAAGGCCGUUUUUUUAAAUUCGACAACGUUAAGCAUAUUUCAGAUAAUUAAAAAAAUUGAGAACAACCUGAACGCGAACGUGGUGGAAGUCAGUAAAAAGGAAGCCCUAAUGUCCUGCAUUUAUAGCAGCAACAAAGUGUUGGUAAAAAUCAAAAUAGAGGAAAACAAAUUGGUUUUUUUAGUGAAGUCCGCUGAAAUCAGCAUAAUUGACAGCGUCUUCGACAUUCUGAGAAAUUUGUUUCACGUGUGA
Molecule: messenger RNA, 3924 nt
Organism: Plasmodium knowlesi strain H
Lineage: Eukaryota; Apicomplexa; Aconoidasida; Haemosporida; Plasmodiidae
Product: AP-4 complex subunit epsilon, putative
Exons: 6
Coding region: 1-3924 (1307 amino acids)
Biological process (GO): receptor-mediated endocytosis; intracellular protein transport
Cellular component (GO): membrane coat; AP-4 adaptor complex
Molecular function (GO): cargo adaptor activity
Source: RefSeq, a predicted model, not a curated record